Amphimedon queenslandica is the source of this 1614-nucleotide messenger RNA. RefSeq names its product tyrosine aminotransferase-like. The transcript is spliced from 9 exons. Gene Ontology annotation, biological process: biosynthetic process; L-tyrosine catabolic process; L-phenylalanine catabolic process. Bases 115 to 1440 code for a protein of 441 amino acids. Lineage: Eukaryota; Metazoa; Porifera; Demospongiae; Haplosclerida; Niphatidae. The record is from RefSeq and is a predicted model, not a curated record. Gene Ontology annotation, molecular function: L-tyrosine:2-oxoglutarate transaminase activity; pyridoxal phosphate binding.
CAGUCACUCAGGAGUCAGGUGUAAAGUUUCUGUAAAAGAGCCUCGAAAAGAGCCUCGAAAACGAAAAGAGCAAAAGAUAGGUAUAGCCUAGUUUUGCUUGAUUAAUAGAGAAAGAUGAAUGGAGUAAUGAAGCACAGUCUGACGGAGAACGGGGAUGCCUUGCCUUCUAAUCUGGGUCCAAGAGAGAAGAAGAGAAAAGAAGGAUGGAAUGUAUCUUCUUCACUGGAAUCCAAGGGAGCCGUUAAUAACGUUCGACUCAGCGAAGAGAAAUACUUUAAAGAAGUUUUAGAGAAGAGAGACCAGUCAAAAGAGCUGAUAAAACUCUCCAUAGGUGACCCAGCUGUGUUUGGUAAUCUUCCUGCUCAUCCAGUAGCCAUAGAAUCACUUAAAGCUGCAGUGGACACUGGCUCUUAUAAUGGCUAUGGACACUCUAAAGGUCUGCCUCAUGUAAGAAAAGCUGUAGCUGAGAAGUUUUCUGUAAUAAACCAGGCACCAUUGACCGCUGAAGAUGUUAUCAUGACUUCGUCUUGUUCUGGUGCUCUAGAGUAUGCUAUUAGUGUGUUGGCUAAUGCAGGACAGAAUAUACUCUCUCCUAAGCCAGGCUUUGCCUUGUAUGACUGCCUCACAGGUGCAAAACAAGUUGAGAUUAGGCACUAUGCUUUAAAGCCUGAUCAAAAUUGGGAAGCAGACAUAAGUGACAUGGAGAGACUUGUUGAUGAUAACACAGCUGCAAUCAUAAUAAAUAAUCCUAGCAAUCCUUGUGGCUCUGUAUUUUCAAAGGAGCAUGUAAAAGAGCUGGCUGAUUUUGCUGCUAGACAUUACCUACCAGUCAUAAGUGAUGAAAUAUAUGCAGAGAUGGUGUUCCCUGGCAGCUCCUUUCAUUCAAUUGCGUCAGUUAGCACUAAAGUACCAGCUCUUGUGUGCGGUGGCCUCAGCAAGCAGUACAUGAUCCCUGGCUGGAGGCUCGGUUGGAUAUUAAUCCAUGAUCCCGUAGACGCCUUCAAAGAUGAAGUCCGUGAUGGUUUUACUAAUAUAGUAAUGAAGACACUUGGUCCUUCUACUGUAGUCCAGGCGGCAGUCCCUGGUAUCAUUCAAAACGUUCCAGCUGAUUACCACGAGAGAAACAUAUCAAUAUUACAAAUGAAUGCUGAGCUGGUUUAUGAUGGUCUAUUAAAGGCACCCGGUCUUAAUCCUAUAAUGCCAUCAGGUGCAAUGUACUUGAUGGUUGGCAUUGAUAUAAAUGAGUUCCCUGAGUUCAAUAAUGACAUUGACUUUACUAAGCAACUAGUACUGGAGCAAUCUGUAUUCUGUUUGCCAGGAGAUGUCUUCAAGUUUCCUAACUUCUUCCGUAUUGUGUUAAUAAUGCCGGGAGAGAAGAUAGUCGAGGCAGUCCAACGCAUCACUCAGUUCUGUAUCAAGCAUCACCACAUUAGCUCUUAAGAACAUAAACUGUCACAUGUAUUCUAUUGUGUGGUAUAUAUAUAUAUCUCUUGUACUUAUUAUUAUUAUUUCUAUUAUUUAUUGUUGUUGCUGCUGCUAUUCAGUUGUGUUAAAUAUAGCAUAUUAUAUGAUAAUCAACAAAGUUAUUUGGUUUAAAUAUUUCAUUAAAAAUAU